GGCAAACGCAUCAGUCACGCGCCGGAGAGCCAGAGUUUCCGGCAAGUUUUCCUGGAAAGCAACGGAUGUGCCGGCGACUGCAAGUCACCUGAUCUUUGUUUCUAUAUAACGUAUUCGCGGUCUUGAUCCAACCUCCUACUCCUUCUUGGUUGUGUUGUUUGAUUGGAGUAAUUGAGGGAAAUGGGGUCGGAGCUGAUAUUCAGAGGCCACGAAACGCAGCCCAUGGCUGAUGGGUACUCGCCGAAACCCCCCAAGCCGUGGCUUUCCGUGGUUCGUCCAAUUCGCUACAUGCUUCGCGAGCAGCGCCUUCUUUUCACGCUCGUCGGCAUUGCUAUCGCCACCGUGGUGUUCCUCCUCCUCCCAUCUUCUCCUGCUCCGUACACCCACCGGUUCGACCCGAUCUCGGACUCCUACUUCCCCUCGGAGACGACGACCCAGCUGGCUCACCGGGUGGCGUACGCCGGGCACGGCGGCGGAGGGUUUGGGUUUGUGAAUUCUGGGGGGAAGGUGCCGCUGGGGCUGAAGCGGAAGGGGCUGAGGAUAGUGGUUACCGGGGGAGCUGGUUUCGUGGGGAGCCACCUGGUGGACAGGCUGAUUAGGAGAGGAGACAGCGUGAUUGUGGUGGAUAAUUUUUUCACAGGGAGGAAAGAGAACGUGAUGCACCAUUUUGGAAACCCUAGGUUCGAGCUCAUCCGACAUGACGUCGUUGAGCCACUCCUCCUGGAGGUUGAUCAGAUCUACCACCUGGCCUGUCCCGCCUCCCCCGUUCACUACAAGUUCAACCCCGUCAAAACCAUCAAGACCAAUGUGGUGGGCACCCUCAACAUGCUAGGCCUGGCCAAGAGAGUCGGUGCGCGCUUCCUGCUAACCAGCACCAGCGAGGUCUACGGCGACCCCCUCCAACACCCCCAGGUGGAGACCUACUGGGGCAACGUCAACCCCAUCGGUGUCCGAAGCUGCUAUGAUGAAGGCAAGCGUACUGCCGAAACCUUGACCAUGGACUACCACAGAGGAGCUGGAGUCGAGGUUAGAAUCGCUCGUAUUUUCAACACCUAUGGGCCUCGAAUGUGCAUUGAUGAUGGCCGUGUUGUCAGCAAUUUUGUAGCUCAGGCAUUGAGGAAGGAGCCACUGACAGUUUAUGGUGAUGGAAAGCAGACCAGGAGUUUCCAGUAUGUUUCUGAUCUGGUGGAGGGCCUGAUACGCCUCAUGGAAGGGGAACAUGUGGGUCCUUUCAAUCUUGGGAACCCUGGUGAAUUCACCAUGCUUGAACUUGCUCAGGUGGUUCAGGAAACAAUAGACCCCAAUGCAAAGAUAGAGUUCAGGCCCAACACAGAGGACGAUCCACACAAGAGGAAGCCUGAUAUCUCAAAGGCCAAGGAUCUUCUUGGUUGGGAGCCAAAGGUGGCUCUUCGCAAGGGUCUCCCCCUUAUGGUCUCCGAUUUCCGAGAACGCAUCUUUGGCGAUCACAAGGAAGAUGGUGCCACUACCACCACAUCCUCAUCCUCCUCGUCCUAAGCUAACUACACACCUUACACUAGAGUGACAAGGGGAAAGACAAUUUUCGAUGGAAAGUAAAUCCCUACUUCCACCCAAACGGUAGAGCAGCAGCAGAGCACAAGCCCCUUUGUUCUCUUUUGAAUAGUUUUGGAGGUGUUACUUUUUGCAAUUUGUGUUCUUUGUCAUCUUUGUAUUUUCCUUGUUACUACCCCUUUUUAAUCUUAAUAGAUGGUAAGCUCUUUGAAUAACCCCCCAAAUUUUCAUUUUAUGCAAUCAGUAUUGGUAACA
This is a messenger RNA of Vitis riparia (riverbank grape), 1785 nucleotides long. RefSeq names its product UDP-glucuronic acid decarboxylase 2-like. Bases 181 to 1515 code for a protein of 444 amino acids. Gene Ontology annotation, cellular component: cytoplasm. NCBI's taxonomy places the organism in Eukaryota, Viridiplantae, Streptophyta, Magnoliopsida, Vitales, Vitaceae. Gene Ontology annotation, molecular function: NAD+ binding; UDP-glucuronate decarboxylase activity. Gene Ontology annotation, biological process: D-xylose metabolic process. The record is from RefSeq and is a predicted model, not a curated record. The transcript has 7 exons.